AUGUCAUCUGCAGUAAGACAAGCAGUCUCAGAGCUCUGUGUUCCUGUCCCAUGGGGAGAGAUCAGAGGUAAAGUCUGGGGUCCUGAUCAUGGUCGUCCUGUGCUGUGCCUGCACGGCUGGGCUGACAACUGUGGCACAUUCAACACCCUCAUCCCCCUUCUACCCAAAGACUGCAGAUAUGUGGCGGUGGACCUGGCAGGCCACGGUCUGUCAUCACACCGUCCUCCUGGGGUUUUCUACUCGUUUUCUGCGUAUGUGGCAGAUGUACGCAGAGUCGUUGAUGGGCUGCGGUGGACUAACUUCUCCGUCAUAGGUCAUAGUAUGGGUGGUAAUGUUGCUGCAAUGUUCAGUGCUCUGUAUCCAGAGAUGGUGGAUGCUCUCGUGCUGCUGGACGCUUACGGAUUCUUACCUACAGACCCGAAAGAAGUAUCCAAAGUGAUGAGGCAGGGGAUGGAUGAGAUGAUCCAGUUUGAAAAAAAGUCAGAAGAAAAGAAAAGAGUUUACACUUAUGAGAAGGCAGUUGAGAGGCUGUUGACUGCGAACCCGACUCUGUCUAAACAGUCUGUGUGCAUCCUGUUAGAGCGAGGUCUAGUUCAAGUCGAAGGAGGAUUUGUGUUCUCCAGAGACCUGAGACUUAAUUUUAAAAACAUAGUGCGGAUCACUUUGGAGCAAAGUCUGGAGAUGCAGCUGAGGAUUCAAGCGUCUGUCCUAGUUAUUCUAGCAGAAAAAGGCUUUGAGGCAAAAAUUUCAGAAUCAAACCAUCAGAAACUUUUCUCCACACUUCUACAGGGCUACCGUGACAGAAAUCACACGGUGGUGACAUUACCAGGCGAUCAUCACGUCCAUCUAAAUGAUCCUGAAGUCGUCGCUCCACUUGUUUCUGACUUCCUGCACGUCAAAGUGUUGUCGCAGCAACCGCUAGCAUAGUGGACGGACACACAAGUGACAAACAGUACACGCAGCCAUACACACACACACACACACACACUCACACACACACACACAU
Molecule: messenger RNA, 1006 nt
Organism: Seriola dumerili (greater amberjack)
Lineage: Eukaryota; Metazoa; Chordata; Actinopteri; Carangiformes; Carangidae
Product: serine hydrolase-like protein
Exons: 12
Coding region: 1-927 (308 amino acids)
Source: RefSeq, a predicted model, not a curated record